Molecule: messenger RNA, 2742 nt
Organism: Ichthyophthirius multifiliis
Lineage: Eukaryota; Ciliophora; Oligohymenophorea; Hymenostomatida
Exons: 13
Cellular component (GO): intracellular membrane-bounded organelle; membrane; cytosol
Molecular function (GO): protein binding; sterol binding
Source: RefSeq, a predicted model, not a curated record
AUGGAAAAGUUUGAUAUAAACAAGUAAUAUCCUAGACAUAAAAAUGCAUACGCAAAAGGAGGAUUUCACAUGAGUUAUGUAAAAGACACAAAAGCAAGAGAUAUAGUCAAUAGUGUUAUAAAAUAAAUGGGUUAAAAGUUAUUGAAAGGAGAGCUAAAAGACUUAAUGGGAAUUUCAAAGCCAGUAGCUUUAUCAAAACAUUUAACAUAUAUGGAAAUUCUAUCAAAUGAUUUCUAUUUCUAGAAACAUUUAUAAAUUGCCGCAUAAAAUUCAGACAAUCCGCUUUUGUAAAUGCAAUAAGUAGUUACACACAUAAUUGCAAGUUAACAUGUUGCAUCUACAAUGUUAUAUACAAAAGCUCCUUUAGAUAAUGUAACAGGAGAAACAUGCCAUCUAUCUAAGCCAAAUGGCUCUAAUUACUAUGCAGAAUGCAUAUCUAGUUCUCCCCCAGUAGCUGUUUAUUAAAUAAUAGGCCCAAAUAAUGAAUAUAAAAUAUAUGGUUCACAUUAGACAAAAGUAACUUUAUCUAAAUCUCUUAAUACUUUAUACGGAGAAACAUAAGGUAAGAAAAUAAUUGACUUUGGGAAUGGAAAUUAAUAUGAAUGUGAAUAUCCCAAAAUUGUAAUAGAAGGAAUAUUAAUGGGUGAGAGAGUUUUAUAUUUAUAUGAUACAUUCAAAGUAAUAAAUAAGAAAACAAAAUUAUAUGCAGAAAUAUAAUUUGGAUAUGAAAUCUAAGGAGGAGUAUAAAUGAUUUAAAAUGGAAUAGGUAGAAUAGGAAAUUUAUUUAUGGGAAAAAAGUAGGACUGCAGGUAAAAAAAAAGACCAGAUGAUUUCGAUGUGUAAAUAUAUAAAUAAUAAUAAAUGGGUGAAUAUUAAGAGGUAAUGAAAGCAACUAUUUCUGAAGGUUAUGGAAAUUGGCUUGAAUAUAUUUAAUUUGACAAUUAAAUAUUAUGGAAAAUAGAUGAAUAGGAAGAUUAAUGGUAAUAUAAUGGAUUCGAAUUAUUUUCUGAUGCUUAAAUAAGAAAAGACAGAAAUUUAAUCGAAUAAGGAUAAUAUGAAUUAGCAGAAAAAUCGUUAGGACAAAGAAUAAUAAAUAAUCAAGAAGAAAAUUAUUUGUACGCCCGCGAACUCCGUUUAUAAAAUAAAUUUGAUGAAGCCUUAUAAAUAUACCAAGACCUAAUUGACAAGCAAGACGGUGAACAAUACGAUUUAGUUCGUGAAAAAGCCCAUACACUUUCCGAAUAAGGAAGCUAUGCUAAAGCAAUUCCUGUAUACGAGCUUUGUAUAUCAUUAUAUCCGCCUUCAUAAGAUUUAAAAGCUUAUGAAAAAAUGGAUCUUUCUAACACUUAUAUAGGUUUAGCCCGUGCAUAUUCAGAAAAAAAGAACUAUGAUGAAGCCCAUAAUUUGUUAGAUAAAGCAAAACGGGAAUGUAUAGAAAAUUUAGGUCGUAUAAAAAUCGAAAGGGCAUUAAUUUAUAUAAAAUAAAAUAAAAGAAAUGAAGCAAAAGAACUUCUAUUGGAUGUUUCUUAAACUUCCACAAACCAGAAAAUAAAGCAAGAAGCUCUAUUUAGACUUGGCUUCAUUUCCACUAACGCAAAAUAGGCUCUAGACUAUUAUUUAAAAGCAGAUUAAUAAGACGACGCAAUCUUAUUUAAUAUAGGAAACUGUUAUUUAAAAUUAGGAAAAUACGAUGGAGCAAAAGAAUACUAUAAGCGUGCUUUAGAAUUAAACAGAGACCCUAAUUAUUUAUUUAACUACGCGAAAAUGUUCGAACUAAACGGCCAAUACGAAGACGCAAAAGAAGAGUAUGAAAGAGCCUUAAGUUUAUUGAAAAAUAAUACUAAUGCAGUCUAAAGUUAUUUAAAGAUUAAAUUCUCAAUAGGAAACUGUGAAUUACAUUCAGGUAAUUUCGACAAAUCCAUUUAGUUUUAUGAAUAAGUUUUAAAAAGCGAAAAUAAGGAUGUUUUUGAGGAACUUGCUAUAGUCUAUUUUAACAAAGGAAUGGCCCUUUAUUAAAAAGGCGAAAUGGAAAAGGCGGUAACCGAAUAUUUACAAGCUUUAGAAUAAGACCCUUCUCUAAAAGCCGCACAUUUCUAACUAGGCUGUAUUUUAGUCGAUAAGAAAAAAUACUAAGAAGCUAUAGAAAAAUUUUACACUAGUCUAAGUACUGAAAAUGAAGAUGAUGUAUACAAUGCUAAAGUACAUAAUGAUUUAGGUUAUUGUUUCACGUAAUUAGGAGAUUUCUAAAAUGCAGUUAAUCAUUUCUAGAUUGCAUAAUCUAAAUAAGGAAUUCUUAAAGUUCUCGAAAGCGAACAAGAAAACGAUGUAGAUUCUUUAACAAAACUUCUCAAUAUGAUGGACUUAACCCGUGAAAAUAAAUAAGACGAUGAGAAGAGAUAACUUGAAAUGGAAAUUAUAUAAUCCAAAAUGUAAAAAUAUGAAGAAAUAAUCCUAAAUAUGCAAAACUAUAACCUAUAAAUGUAAUAAAGAGCCAAAUAAACAGACGAAAGAUUAGCUAAAUCAGAAUUUUAUCAAUAAAGACAAAGAGAAGAAAUGGACGAAAUAGCCAUAAUAAUGCGUGAUGAAAACCUAAAAGAAUACUAUAAUGCAAUAAUUGAAUAUAAAUACCACUACAGCAGCUUCAGUAGCUUCGUCUUUAUUAUCUUUUGUCCCUUUUGCUGGAAAAAUAUUAUCCCAAGCGACAAAAUCAUUGGAUUCUUUAAGAACUUAAAAAAUUAAUGA